AUGCAGCACGUCUUCUCGCACCAGCAGCAGUUCCAGGGCGACUGGGCUGCUGGCCACCACCAGCACCCGGCCCACCACAUCCAAGCCCAGCAGCAAGCCCAAGCCCAAGCACAAGCCCAGGCCGCUGCAGCUGCCCAGCAGCAGAACUACGCCCGCAUCGGAGCUAAUAACAACGUGUCAGGUCUGACAAUGGGUAAUAUGGGACCUGGCGACCACGGCGCUGGCCUUCUCACAGCGGAACCAGGCAUGUCCGAGGACAAUAGACGGGUUUUGGACUGGAUUGCGCAGCUGAUGAAGCCCGCGACGCGCGAGACAGCGCUGCUUGAGCUGAGCAAAAAGCGAGAGCAGGUUCCGGAGCUGGCGCUGAUUCUAUGGCACUCGUUCGGUGUCAUGGCUUCACUUCUGCAGGAGAUCAUCUCCGUCUACCCACUUCUAAAUCCUUCCCAGCUCACGGCGGCUGCGUCGAAUCGAGUGUGCAACGCUCUUGCGCUUUUGCAGUGUGUCGCAUCGCACACGGACACGAGGGCUUUGUUCUUGAGUGCGCAUAUCCCGCUCUUCCUGUACCCGUUCCUCAACACGACCUCCAAAUCUCGCCCAUUCGAGUACCUCCGCCUCACCUCCCUGGGCGUCAUCGGAGCACUCGUCAAGAACGACUCCUCCGAGGUCAUCAAUUUCCUCCUCACUACCGAGAUCAUUCCCCUGUGCCUGAGGAUCAUGGAGACAGGGUCGGAGCUGAGCAAGACCGUAGCUAUCUUCAUUGUCCAGAAGAUCCUGCUUGACGACACCGGGCUAGCAUACAUCUGCCAAACAUACGAGCGUUUCUACGCCGUCGGGACGGUUCUGAGCAACAUGGUGAACCAGCUCGUAGAGCAGCAGACGGUCAGGCUGCUCAAGCAUGUCGUUAGAUGCUUCCUGAGACUCAGCGACAAUGCUCGUGCCCGUGAGGCCCUCCGCCAGUGCCUUCCCGAGCCCCUUCGUGACGCCACAUUCUCCUCCGUCCUACGCGACGAUGCUGCCACCAAGCGCUGCCUUGCGCAGUUGCUCAUCAACCUUUCUGACAACGUCAUCGACGCCAACAAUCAGGGCAUGAUGCACUGA
Molecule: messenger RNA, 1098 nt
Organism: Mytilinidion resinicola
Lineage: Eukaryota; Fungi; Ascomycota; Dothideomycetes; Mytilinidiales; Mytilinidiaceae
Product: cell differentiation protein rcd1
Exons: 4
Coding region: 1-1098 (365 amino acids)
Biological process (GO): negative regulation of translation; mRNA catabolic process
Cellular component (GO): P-body; CCR4-NOT complex; CCR4-NOT core complex
Source: RefSeq, a predicted model, not a curated record